Penicillium manginii is the source of this 783-nucleotide messenger RNA. RefSeq lists its product as uncharacterized. The record is from RefSeq and is a predicted model, not a curated record. Bases 1 to 783 code for a protein of 260 amino acids. NCBI's taxonomy places the organism in Eukaryota, Fungi, Ascomycota, Eurotiomycetes, Eurotiales, Aspergillaceae. Gene Ontology annotation, molecular function: acyltransferase activity, transferring groups other than amino-acyl groups. The transcript has a single exon.
AUGGCUUCCCCUCACCCCCCAUUGGGGCCAGUUGUUCCCAUCCCCAAACCCAUACCAUUAUCAACAGACCUGGAAGCGAUAGUGGAACGAUACAGGGAUCUGAGGCUGCACGGCCUCAAGGUUGAUCCAGAAGCCUUCACUUCACUUUAUGAAGACGAAGUCCAAUUUCCAUUCGAGACAUGGAAAUCCCGGGUCGAGAACCGGAUUGCCAGAACGCUUGUCGCCGUCGACCCUGAAACAAAUCAGGGAGAAUAUAUUGGAGAAGAGCCAUAUACCAAGGAGCUAAGCAGUGCUUUUGCCAUUCAGAGGCUUCUGCGGCAAGAGUGGCUGGGUAUUGUUACAAUCAUUGGACCCGUUCGCUUCUCAGAACAAAGCGACGAUGUCACGGCGACUCCCCCGAAGCCACAGAUCCACACUGCUUUUAUCAAAGACCGGCGAUAUCAGAUCCCUGAUCCUUCGACUGUGGAGAAUAGGGACCUGAGUGAUGCGCAUGCUAUUUUCUUGAUUGUGGGGCUCUUUAUCUUGCCUCAGGCGCGACGGAGAGGAUUGGCGGGUCGCUUAGUGGAAGCAUCUAUCAAAUACGUACGAGAGGAGGCUCGAGGAAAAAAGGCAUCGAAGGCAAGCAUAUCAAUCCAGGUGGCACCAACAAAUUUUGCAGCGCAAGGCCUCUACGAAAGAGCAGGGUUCUACGUGAGUGAAAAGGCGAUAGUGAUGAACAGUGAACACGGUGAAGAAAGUGUGAUGGGGCUGGAGAUGGAGGUCAACCUCGGAUCUGAGGUUUAA